This is a messenger RNA of Momordica charantia (bitter melon), 1602 nucleotides long. The record is from RefSeq and is a predicted model, not a curated record. Lineage: Eukaryota; Viridiplantae; Streptophyta; Magnoliopsida; Cucurbitales; Cucurbitaceae.
UCGUAAUAAUACGACGCCCAAAAUCCACUGCAACACUCCUCUCUCUUUUCCUUUCUCUGUUGUUCGCUUUAUUUUGCUGCAGUUGAAUUUUUUUUUCCUUUUUCUUCUCCUUAUUUUUGGGUCUUGUUUUGGUUGGAUUUGAGGUCGUUUUUGUCUGAAUUUUGCGUUUCUGUCGGGAUUUUGGUCUGAAAUGGAGAGGGAUUUCUUGGGUUUGAGCUCGAAGGAGCCGUUGGCUAUGGUGGGUCCACAAAAGGGUCUGGUGUUCCAUGGUCCUCCAACAAGGCCUCUGCCCUGCCCCAUCUGAUGCCUUUCAAGAUUUCUUCAGAGGACAAGACUUCAAAGCUUGCUUCUGAUCCAAUUUUGCCUACUUCCGAUUCGUUUGAUCCAAAGCGAAGAGCAGCCGAAAUCCAGAAAACAUUCAAUCACGAUAGGCAAGGUGGCACUCAUUUUUCCCUGGCAGCUUACCCUAUGCAGCCCGAUUUGUAUUCCAUUCAUCGUCCUCAUGAGGCGAAACUAUUUUCAGUUCCAAAUCAAGGUAUACCUGUUUCAAUUGGCAAUGCAUCCUUGAAGAACCCUUUUGCUCUUCCUGGUCAGAUGGCUGGUUCUAUCCUCAAACAACCACUUGGGGGAGUUCCCGUUUCGAGUUCCCCUAAUUCGUUUUUCCCGCCGUUUGGUUCCAUUGUUGGGCUCACCGAACCAUGGAAUAGUUUGAAAGGUGGAUCUCCAGCUCAAUUGACCAUUUUUUACGGUGGUACCGUAAACGUCUACGAUGACAUUACCCCUGAAAAGGCCCAGGCCAUAAUGUUCUUGGCUGGAGCUGGGUCUGCCAUAUCCAACAUGGCACAUCCGAAAGGUCAAGCUCAUGGAAUGGGUGCAAAAAUGGCAGCAACUGAUGCUGCUCCUUUGAACCAACCCGGAAGCGCGUUACCUUGCCCUGCUCUCUCUAGCCCCUUGUCUGUUUCUUCUCACACGGGUGCCCAGUCCGGGAGUGGGUCGAGUUGCACUGACGAUUUGAGAGUAGCUAAACCCAAUGGAGUUCCCACCACUCCUAUGAGCAAAGCAGAGCCUCCAAGAAUAGUCAGUGCAGUCGAACCUGUAGCUGCUACUGCUAUGAUGCCUUCUGCAGUUCCACAGGCUCGCAAAGCAUCGUUAGCUCGGUUUUUAGAGAAGCGCAAGGAACGGGCUAUGAACUCUGCUCCAUACAAUCUUGCCAAGAAAUAUCCAGACUGUGCUGCGACCGAAUCAAACGGUGCAAAUUUCUCGAGCCCCGUCACCGGAAAUAGCGCAAAUGUGGCAAGCUAAAGAGCAGCAAUUCCAUGUAUGAUGCAAAACUUAGAGAAUGAUGAAGAUUUUAUAAUGAUUUAAGCUAAGCUACUGAUUCUUAUCUUAUGGUGUAUUAUUAUCAUCUGAAGAACAACUCUGCCCUGUAAGUGUUUUGACUGUUGAUGUUCAAAAAAAGGUUCCACGUCCUAAAUAAUAUUUCCUUAUACGUAGUUGUUCUAGAGCUGUCAAUUAAUAUGUUCAAACUUUGUUGGAUCAUUGCUUCCAACACUAUUAUGUAGUUCUUAAUGUAUAAUUUGUUACUUUUGUAACUAUUUCAUC